Messenger RNA from Recurvomyces mirabilis, 1326 nucleotides. RefSeq lists its product as uncharacterized. Bases 1 to 1326 code for a protein of 441 amino acids. The record is from RefSeq and is a predicted model, not a curated record. Lineage: Eukaryota; Fungi; Ascomycota; Dothideomycetes; Mycosphaerellales; Teratosphaeriaceae. The transcript has 2 exons.
AUGCGUCGUGUAGCUGAUUGGAUCCCCAGAAAAGUCACGUACAUUCAGCCAGCUCGAGCGGACCGUGGACUGGCCGAGAAGCUUGACAUUUUACAGGAAAUGAUUGAAAGGCUGAUGCGCACGACUGACCAGCAGAAGCACUCCGGAGAAGCUGGCCGUAAAGCAGACGACGAAAAUGCUCUAAUGAGCAGUGCGAAAGAUAUAUUGAGUCGUGGUACCUCCUUGUACAGCGCGAGUGUCGCUGGUGGUUCCGUGCGGGGCCAACUUGCUGCACAACACCGAGUGAUCGAGUGGGCCGAUACUCUUGCCUUACUCAGAUUCAAGUUGGAUAUUUCAGAUCGCUCAGAUUCGCCAUCCGGGCAGUCAUCCCCAGUGACAGGUGUACGCGUUGCGAGCGCUACGACUGGCGAGACCUCCUACCCGGAAGUGACCGAGAAUAUCGAAGAACAGAAUGACUCGGACUCAGGCGAUGAGGUUGACCUACUUGUUGCCAACGCUGCGCUAGGUGUGGCUGUUGAGGCAUUUGACCGCGAGGACUGGACGAACUCGGAGGGCUCGUUGAAGGAACUUCUAUCUGACCUGCAGAACCUGUCCCGCCGGCAGCGAGCUAAAUUUGAUCUUUACGAGUUGCAGUACAAGCUCGCCAUCUGUGCGUACCACACACGCAAUACGACGGUCGCUGUCGAGACCUUCCUCGGUCUGCUCAACGAAGUGCCAGCUACAGACGCUCAUUGGUUACACGCAUGCGAUGUUGGUCAGUGCCUCUCAUUGCUCUACGUGCAGAUGACUUCGUACGAGAACGCCAGAAUUUCGUGCGAGAAUGCGAUGAGAACUCGGAAGCGCCUUCUUGAUAAGCAACAUCGCGCAUGCUACGAUUCUCUUGCUUUACUUGCCCACAUCCAUGAGCUUAUGGGGCAAGACUAUCGUGCGAAGAAAUGCACGGCAAUGAUCCCUGUCGCCGGUAGGUAUUUCCUCAGUCGUGAGGCGCCCGACGAAAUAGUCAUGGCUCGUAGUGUCGACGGCGCGGUACCGCUACACGAAGCAACCCGUAAUCAAGCUGGCGACGUUAUAUCGGUACUACUGAGGAUUGAGGCACAGCAGCAGUUGCGCGCGAAGUCCCAGAUUGGGGGGUUUACAUCUGUGGACGCCCUCUGCUAUGCAACCUACGUGUCGGCUGGCACUGAUAGCACCGAGCGUGGCGAUCGCGGGAUCGUUCGCGUACUGUUGAAGCAUGGAGCAGAUCCGCAUUCGAAGAACGAGAUCCCAAACAGAGGAGCUGUCAUGGCUUCGACGCAUCAAGUCGAGCGAGAAUCAUAUUCCAUUUGA